Molecule: messenger RNA, 1261 nt
Organism: Armigeres subalbatus
Lineage: Eukaryota; Metazoa; Arthropoda; Insecta; Diptera; Culicidae
Product: carboxypeptidase B-like
Exons: 5
Coding region: 23-1261 (412 amino acids)
Biological process (GO): proteolysis
Molecular function (GO): metallocarboxypeptidase activity; zinc ion binding
Source: RefSeq, a predicted model, not a curated record
CUACAAAGUGCGUGGCAUCAGAAUGAAAUUAACAGCAACGGUCGUGUUGCUUACUUUGGGCUUGCUGAUUAAUGCAGAACAAGUUUCUUACAGAAAUUACAAAGUGUAUAAAAUUGAGUUCGCGUCCAGAGAUGAACAAGCUGGACUGAAGCAAUGGGAGGAAAAGGAUGGUGUGGACUUUUGGGACGGUGCGGGGCAUCGUAUAAUGAUCCACCCCGAUUUGCAGCAAGAUUUUGAAAGUUUUCUAGUGUCGAACCACAUUUCUCAUGAGGUCAUAAUCGACGAUGUGGAAACAACCAUCGAAGCUGAGCGGAACUACAAUAACGAAUAUAGAAAAGCAAAAUUAGCAUCUGGUCGUAGCACCGUUGAUUUUGAUCACUUCUGGAAUACCCAAGAGAUCUACGAUUAUAUCGAUGAAUUGGCAGUCGAGUAUCCAAAUUUGGUAUCGGUUGAGGUUAUUGGUCAUACUGAAGAGAACCGCGAAAUCAAGUCCAUCACUAUUACAAGUACCAGUGGCCAAGUCAAUGGCACGAAGCCCGUGAUCUUCAUCGAUGGUGGAAUACAUGCGCGCGAAUGGGCUGGAGUUAUGUCUGUGGUAUAUCUCAUCCACGAACUGGUAGAGCACAGCUAUGAAUAUGAGGACAUGUUUGAGAACGACUGGGUCAUCGUUCCUGUGGCGAAUCCGGAUGGUUAUGAGUAUUCGCAUCUAACUGACCGUUUGUGGCGUAAGAAUCGGUUCCGAUCCUCCAUCCAGUGCACAGGCGUUGACCUGAACCGCAAUUUCGCAUACCAAUGGAGGCUUGGCUCCAAUCGAUGUUCCAUCACUUAUGGAGGUAGAAUUCCGUCAUCUGAAAAGGAAACUCAAGCGCUAGUAGCACUCAUGGAGCGUUAUAGAAGCAGUUUGGUGCUUUAUCUAGCAGUUCACACGUAUGGGAAUAUGAUCCUGUACCCAUUCGCAUAUGCAACGCCAUUCGUUCCUGUUGAUAACGCUGCCGAACAUGCAACCAUUGGCGAAAGGGCAAGGGAUGCUGUCCUGUCUGUUGGUGGCCCCAACUAUAUCGUAGGAAAUAGCGCUUAUGUUUUGUACUCUGCUUACGGUACAAGUACCGACUACGCAGUAGGACACGCUGGAUUCCAGUACGGCUAUACACUGGAGCUGACUGGAGGUGGAAGUACUGGAUUCGAUUUGCCUGCAUCCGAGCUCCUGAAUGUUGCGCAUGCUACUUUCCAAAUUUUCCGAUCAAUGUCCAGUGAUAUUUAG